Henningerozyma blattae CBS 6284 is the source of this 1047-nucleotide messenger RNA. RefSeq lists its product as uncharacterized. Lineage: Eukaryota; Fungi; Ascomycota; Saccharomycetes; Saccharomycetales; Saccharomycetaceae. Bases 1 to 1047 code for a protein of 348 amino acids. The transcript has a single exon. The record is from RefSeq and is a predicted model, not a curated record.
AUGCGUGGGGAUCGCGAUCGGUAUAUAUACGGCGCGGCGAGCUUGGAGGGGCCACAUUGCAGCAACCACAGCCGCAACAGCAAUCGCGUGGGCCGUGGCGGGCACGGCGCGAGCUCCGUGUGCGGGCCGUGUGCGGGCCGCGUGGCUGCACAGAGCGGCCGCAGGCACGUCGCGGGUGCGGCGAGAUAUCGUGUGCUGCAAACGGAAAUAUCUGUGCCCCGGGCCGGCGCCUGCGCGGGCGUCUGCGCUGCGCUGCGCUCGCCCCUGCGCUCGCCUCUGUGCGGCUCCCCGCCGUGCCUGUGCAUUGUGCGGCCCGUCCCCAGAACAGCGCGCAGGCAUGCGCCGGGGCACCCUCGCGGUCGCCGUCGCCGUUGCCGUUUCCGUCGCACUUGCCGUUUCCGUCACCGUAGCCAGAUCCGGCUCGGCCAGGGCAAUGCAACACGCCAGGCACCGAUAAAUGUUUUAACUUUACAAAUAUCUAAAUUGAUAUUGAGAUUGAUAUUGGGUUUUUUUCUGGGCAAUUCUGUUGGGCAAGCUGUUGCUGAGCAGAUAAUGCUGUGGGCGCGCCAGCGUGGACCAGCAGAAUGGCAGUGCAGGCGCCAAAUACACCCCGCCACACCCGAUGGCACGGCACUCCCGGGCACUCCCGGCUCGCGAGUUUUGCCGCUUUGGCGCCCGCACGUGCCCGCUGCGGCGCUACCACGCGGGGCGGUUGCCUUGAGGACCGAUAAGGCCAGGCAGAGGCCAGGCAGAGGCCAGGCCACGGCAACUGCAACGGCAACGGCAACGACUCCGCAUAGGCCACAGUGUGUUGCCCUGCACCCUGCAAGCGCUUCGCGGGGCAUGCGCAGCAUGUGCAGACUCGGCUCGGCUGACUCGGCACGAACGGCUGAACGCAGACCGCCCACGGCCCACCGCCUUCCGCUCCGGGCAACAGAAGCGAGAACGCGCCAGACCGCGCCAGAUCGUGCAUACCGUUCCGCGGAGGCACCGUGCCUGGCCAUACCAACAUUAGUAGCGUGUGCCGUCCGUGUGGCGCCUGCAUAA